CGAAGCCGGACUCGCCUUCGCCUCCAGUCCAGUCCCCCAAAUUACAACCCCUCUCGCUCGCCCGUCCGUCCCCAAAUCUCUCCCCCCUCACGAACCCCAGCCGAACCAGCAGCGGCGUCGCCGGCGAUGGAGUGCGUCAUCGGAGUGGUCGGCCGCGACUUCGCGGUGGUGGCGGCGGACACGUCGGCCGUGCAGAGCAUCCUCGUCCACAAGACGGACGAGGACAAGAUCAUGCUCCUCGACUCCCACAAGCUCAUGGGCGCCUCCGGCGAGCCCGGCGACCGCGUGCAGUUCACCGAGUUCAUCCAGAAGAACCUCCACCUCUACCAGUUCCGCAACAACAUGCCGCUCAGCACCGCCGCCACCGCCAACUUCACCCGCGGCGAGCUCGCCACCGCCCUCCGCAAGAAUCCCUACUCUGUAAACAUUAUACUUGCAGGGUUUGAUAAAGAUGCCGGUGCAUCGAUGUACUACAUUGACUACAUCGCGACACUCCACAAGAUCGACAAGGGAGCAUUUGGGUACGGGUCGUACUUCUGUUUGUCGCUGAUGGACAAGUUGUACCACCCUGACAUGACUGUCGAGGAAGCGGUAGACCUUGUUGACAAGUGCAUCAAGGAGAUCAGACUCCGGCUGGUCGUCGCGCCUCAGAAUUUCGCCAUCAAGAUUGUGGACAAGGAUGGCGCCAGGGACUAUGCUAGGCGUGAGAUCGGAGGUGACAGUCCUGCAGCCGCAACCACAGCCGCAACAGUAGCAACAACUGCCUGAGGUGAUCGGCCCUGUCGGUGGUCAUUUGUCUGGCUGGAGGCUGAACCCUUCCUGUUAAUUGUUUCUGAGUACUGUCACUAUGUAAUCGCAAUACGUUUCGGUUUGAGAACUGUGUUGCAAAUUCUCCCAGGCGUGGACUAGUCUGUUUAUGACCCCCUUUUCAUGGUUAUAUGUUUUACUGUUUCUUGCUCUCAAA
Molecule: messenger RNA, 964 nt
Organism: Hordeum vulgare subsp. vulgare (domesticated barley)
Lineage: Eukaryota; Viridiplantae; Streptophyta; Magnoliopsida; Poales; Poaceae
Product: proteasome subunit beta type-2
Exons: 3
Coding region: 127-768 (213 amino acids)
Biological process (GO): proteasomal protein catabolic process
Cellular component (GO): proteasome core complex, beta-subunit complex; cytosol; nucleus
Molecular function (GO): peptidase activity
Source: RefSeq, a predicted model, not a curated record